Messenger RNA from Aptenodytes forsteri (emperor penguin), 1337 nucleotides. RefSeq names its product aprataxin (gene APTX). Gene Ontology annotation, biological process: double-strand break repair; single strand break repair. NCBI's taxonomy places the organism in Eukaryota, Metazoa, Chordata, Aves, Sphenisciformes, Spheniscidae. Gene Ontology annotation, molecular function: mismatched DNA binding; protein binding; single-stranded DNA binding. The coding region runs from base 69 to 1124 and encodes 351 amino acids. The record is from RefSeq and is a predicted model, not a curated record. The transcript is spliced from 8 exons. Gene Ontology annotation, cellular component: nucleus.
GGAUUAAGGUAUCCCCCUCUCUCGCCCUCUCUGUCUUCUGCUGCUUUCUUUGUUUUGGUGGAACAGCGAUGCGUGUGUGCUGGCUGGUGGGGAAAGAGAAAUGCAGUCAGCGAAUGAAACUGCCACACCUGGAAGCAGUGGUAAUUGGGCGUGGCCCAGAGACUGGGAUAACGGAUAAGAAGUGUUCACGGAAGCAAGUUCAGUUAAAAGCAGACUGUAACAAGGGGUAUGUCACGGUUAAGCAGAUAGGAGUCAACCCAACUAGUGUUGAUCUCGUGAGUAUUGGCAAGGAUGAAGAGGUGAAAAUGAAGCCGGGCCAGGUUCUGCAUAUUGUGAAUAAACUUUACCCCUACAUGGUGCAAUUUGCUGAAGAGUCGGGGAAAACUGUUACAGAAACAGAAAGGAAAAUACAAACCCACAAGACGCCAUGUGAGGACUCCUGCGAUGAUGAUGAUGAUGUAGAGCUUGUGCCCAGAAAAACAAUGAAGAUGGAGGUGGUGGAUACACAAGGCAGUUCUGCAAAUCCCAAACUAAGCAAUACUGGUGUAUCUCCACACGAAGGCACUUCGAGCAAAAAGGAACAUUUAGGACACUGGAGUCAGGGUCUAAAGAGCUCCAUGCAAGAUCCAAAAAUGCAGGUCUACAAAGAUGAAAAGACUGUAGUCAUCAAGGAUAAAUAUCCCAAAGCACGUUACCACUGGCUUAUCUUACCAUGGGACCCCAUUUCAAGCCUGAAGUCAGUCACCAGGGACCAUCUUGAACUCCUGGAACAUAUGCAUGCAGUUGGGCAAAAAAUGAUCGAACGGUGCCCUGCCAGAGAGAGUCUGGAGUUCAGACUGGGUUACCAUGCUAUCCCCAGUAUGAGUCAGCUACAUUUGCAUUUAAUCAGCCAGGAUUUUGAUUCUCCAGCCCUGAAAACCAAAAAGCACUGGAACUCUUUUACUACAGACUACUUCUUAAACUCUGAAGAUGUGAUAGAGAUGGUAAGAAGCAAUGGAAAAGUGAUAGUGAAAGAUCACGUCUCUGAACUUCUCAAAUUGCCCCUCAGAUGCCAUCGUUGCAAACAACAGCUGUCCACUAUCCCACAGUUAAAGGAACACCUCAGGAAACAUUGGCCAAAAUGACUUUGCAAAAUGUCAUCUUACAACCCGUCUUCAGAUUUCAGGCUGCAACAAAGACCUCAAAAUGUUACUGGACACGUAUGUUUUUUGUGAACUGGAAUGACAAAUGUAAUGUGGGAAAAAGUAGCCUGGAAACUACUACUAAACGCAUACUAACUUUGUAAUAGCAUAGCCAAAAAAACCCCAACAUAAAAUAAAGUGACUUCUGAAAUUGAA